GAUUAAAUUUUCAUUAUGAUGUUAGCUUCAAGUCAGAAUUUUGAAUCAGAAAGCAGAACGCAAAAAAGUCCAUUUUUUUAGCUCGCUCUCUCUCUCUCUCUCUCAUAUGCAUCUACCUAGCUACGAGAAUUUGAAGACGCUUUACCUCCACCUCCAACCAACUCUUUCUUCUUUUCUUUAAUAACAUAUAAGAACAAGCGAACGGAUCUCUUUCAUCCCUUUCUCCAAAGAGAAAAGCCUUUCUUUUUGUAAUUUACCAGUUCUACUUCUCAAAAAUCAAAUCUUUCUCCAUUCCCACCAUCAAAAUCCCUCCUUUGGUUCAUCACGGUCUUUUAAUGUCAUCCCCCCCGAGAAGAUUCAUGGUGCAGCAGCCAGUUGUGGUAGACGGCGGAUGUGGCUGCCGGCGGUCAAUUUUCUCUAGUCUGUUCUCUGCAUCGUCCUCCUCCUCAUAUUCCCUAAAAGAUAGAACCUCCAAAUCGGUUAGCUCCUCAUGCCCCUCAGACACAACUUACAGCCCCGCCGCUACCAUUUCAUCCUUCUCGACAUCGCCGUCGCCAGCGAAGCAAGCGACAAGUGGCCGAAAGAGAGAAAAGAAGAGCCGCGCGGUGAAGAGAAGAAAGAGCAAGAAGAGGAAAGGAGUGGUAGAGGAGAGCGUGGCUGUGCUGAAAGAGUCGUUGAACCCUUAUUUCGACUUCUAUGAAUCGAUGCUGGUGAUGAUAAUGGAGAAGGAGAUGUACGGUUGGGAGGAUCUCUGUGAGCUUCUCCACCAAUACCUUUCCCUCAACUCUUCUUGCCACCAUCACAUCAUUCUUCGCGCAUUCGCCGAUGUCUGGAAUGACGUUUUCUCUCCGGCGGCAGAACUUCCGGGUGGAUCGACGGCGACGACUGGCUCUGAACUAAUUCCACUGCCGGAAUCGCACGGGCGACGGGAAGAUGAAUUCAAGUGAUAUGAUAAAUGAAAAGCAUGUAAGCCAUUUGUAUGAUAUCAGCUUAUUGAUCUGAAUAUGUAAGAAAUUUAUUAGAUUUGAAAUACAUAAUUAAGAAUAG
Messenger RNA from Dendrobium catenatum, 1047 nucleotides. RefSeq names its product transcription repressor OFP8. The coding region runs from base 336 to 947 and encodes 203 amino acids. The record is from RefSeq and is a predicted model, not a curated record. The transcript has a single exon. Lineage: Eukaryota; Viridiplantae; Streptophyta; Magnoliopsida; Asparagales; Orchidaceae. Gene Ontology annotation, biological process: negative regulation of DNA-templated transcription.